GAAGCACUACAAACAAAAUGGCAGCCGCCGUGUUGGCAUUCAGCAAAAUCAAUGUUUUUUGUAAAUAUUGACUAUUAAACUAAUGUUUGAUUGCUAACAACGGUCUUAUUUCUAGAUAUUUACAACAGCUUAUAUAUUGAAGUCGAUUUUGCUUUAAAUAAACGCAAUGUCCUGGUUAAGCGGCGGAUUAUCGUCGUUGACAGGUCAGCUGUCAAAUCUUACGAAAGAUAUUCUGACUGAAGGGACGGAGGAAGUUAGUGAUCAAGUGACAGAACUGCGUGUUGCUCAGGAGAAAAUCAAGGAGUUGGAUACGAUUAAUGUCUCACAAAAACUUGAGAUUGACCGACUCAAGGGUCUGGUUCAUGACUGGGAGGAGAAGGCAGAGGGAUCUGAACUGCAGAUCAACAAAAUAUCCACCGAGUACAGGCGCUUGCUGCAAGAGAAAGAUUCAGAAAUCAAGACUCUCAAGCAAACAGUCCAGGAACUACAGAGCUCUGCGACCUUCAUAGGCCAGCAUUCUGAGCCGUCAGUGCUACGUCUGGACUCUGAUAGUGGAUUUCAAAGCGUUAGUUACGGUGGGGAUGAACAUGACUUCACGGACAAUAUCUCACUCCAACAGGACGUCAACCGACUACGCACUGACGUGCAACGGCUCCAGGCGGAGUGCAAACACUGGCAGGGACUUGCACAGAGUUCAAAUAAGACAGCAAAGUUGGAACCGGUUCAGCCACAACAUGAUUCUUCAGAUCUUCUCAAGAAAAUACAGGCAUUACAGGAUGAGCUGGCAUCAGAGCGGGACAUGCGCCAGUUUGAGCUCGCCUCCUUUCAGGACGCGCAGGCUCACAAGCUCACGCAGAUGCGCAAGAAGCACAAGGAGGAGAUUGCUGAACUCAAGCUCAAGAUUAAGGAGCUUGACUGGAAUGAUGAUGGUUGGGAUUCCAUGCCUAAUGCAGAUGAGGCAAACCUGAAGCAGAUGAUAUCAGCUCUUCAAGGGGAGGUAACCUCCUUGAAGGAGGAGAAAGAAGAGUACCUGCAGCAGAUUACCUCCCUUGCUGGAGAUGUGGAGACACUCAACUCUGAGCUGGCUGUGAAACAGGCACAGACUCUGCAUCUGGAGAACCAGCUGAAAGUUGCGAAGGCAGAGAUCAGUAUGCUGAAGGAAUCCACACAGGAGGUGGGCCAGCAGUUGUUUGAUACAAAAAACAGGCUGCUUGAUCAACUGGAUGCAAACCAUGCUAACACUUUGGAGGUUUUAAGUGAUUUGAGGGAGGUUCGACAGCAUAUGGACAUGUCGGCAAUUGAUAGGCGAAAUAAAUUGCUCUUGGAAAAAGAUAAAAUUGUCAAUCAGUUGAUGAAAACUGCAGAAAAGAAGCGUGACCUGGAAUCCUGUGUGGAAAAUCUGGAAGUGGAGCACCAGUCUGUGAAAAUGCAGACUGUGUUUUUGGUGGAAGAAAUGGGAAAUCCUGAUCAGCAGAAUUUAACAGCUGGCAUCAUGGAUAGUUUGGAGAAGGAGAACCUGUUGCUAAGAGAACGUAACGUGGGCCUACAAGAGCAGGUGGCCUUGCUGGAGAGGGCCUUGCAGAAUGCAAACCAGGAGAGGAUGGGCUUAGUCGGGGCUGGAAACUCGGGUGUUUAUAAGGAUGACCUUGACCUGAGUAGCAGUGAUAGCAUCUCUUUGACCUCUGACCUCUCAGACAGGUCAAAGCGCAACUUUGAACUUAAUGACCAGGUCACAAGUCUUAAAGCUCAGAUUUCAAACUAUGAGCGGGAAAUUCAGCAAUUUGAAAUGCUCCAUUCUGAUUGGUUGAAUGAAAAAGAAACACUUACAGGAGUUCUGGAAGAGUUACGAUCCCAGCUAAAGGAACGGGAACAUUCUCUCAAUGUUGUUGAAGCCCAAAAGGGCUUGCUAGCAGUGGAGAAACAUGAGAACGCAAACAUAGCGUUACCGGACCUUCUGGACUCCCCAAGCAAAGAGUCUAGUCGGUCCGGGUCGCUGUACACCACGGGCAUGACAGAGGAAGACAUCACUCAGGAAGUGAUAGAGCUGGACCGCAAAGUGGGCUUGCUCACUGAUGCCAACUCCGAGCUUGAAAGGGAGCGGGACAGCCUGUUGGAGUCACAGGCAAGGCUGAAGCAAGAGAUUACAGAUUUGUACAAACAGCUGAAUGCACAGAAAUCUUCACCCAAACAUGAAACGUCAGAAAAUGAGACAUCUGAACUUAAUCAGCAUCUUAAGGAAAAGGAACAGGAGCUGCAAGCAUUGAUGAGUGAAAAAGAGGAUCUUGAACGAAAUCUUGCUGAAGUACCUGUACUCAGGGACCAACUUGAAACAUUGCAGUUGACCGUAAAAAUGAAUGAAAACAAACAGCUAGAAAUUGAAGCAUUAGGAAUAGAAUUAGAGGAACUAAAGAGGAAACUUCGUGGAAAAAAUGAGGAAAUUGUGAACCUGUCCCUUGAAAAAGAAGAAAUGAUGCAGAGCCUUGAGGAGUUAGAUAAACAAAACCAAGAAGCUAUGAAUCAUCUUAUUCAGAUUAAGGAUAAGUUGACCAUGUCGAAUGAAGAGCUGAAAACAAAAUUGAAUGCUGUGGAAGCCGAGAAGCAGGUGCUAAAGGCAGACCUUGAAAAAGCCCAAAGUAUGCAGCUUCUCAAUCAGGUUGUUGACUCAACUUCAUCCAAUGAGUUAAAUCAUGAAAUUGCCGAGCUCAAAGAUGAAAUAAGCAUGCUCAAACAACACAUCGAACAGCUGGAUAGGUUCAAGAGUAAAAUUGAAUUGGAAAAUAAAACAAAAGAUGAAGAAAUCAAGGGUAUGAAAGAGAAACUAAUAUCCAGUGCUGAAUCUUUAAAUAAUCUUCAUAUGGAUAAGCAAGAGUUGAAUGAUAAGAUAAAACAAUUAAAAGAAGAUAUGAAAAAACAAUCAGAUAAACUCAAGAAGUUAAGAGAGGAAAAUGAUGCUCUACAGCAAACAACCAUUGGCAUGCCUUCAGAAUCAGAUAUGCACCAUAAUCAAGCACAAGAAAUUUCUAAAAUGGAAGAAGAAAAUUCACAACUUAAAUCAGAACUGGAGGCGUUGCUAAUUCAAUUAAAAGAAGCAUCUGUUGAAUUAGCACACGUUAGAAAAGAGAAAAACAGUGGUAAUGAGGAACUUACUGCUUUAAGAAACAGCGUCAAUGAGAAAGAUGAAUCAAUUACUGAGCUGAGAAAUGAGUUGGAGUUAGUAAGAGGAGAAAAUACUGCAAUUCAAACACAAAAUGAAAAUUUAGCAGAAGACUGCAGACGAUUAGGAGAAGAAUGUGCCAGAAAGCAUGAAGAAUGUGAAAGUUUUUCAAGACAACUUCAUGCUAUUGAAUCUGAACUUCAAACGGUGAAAAAAGAAUUUGAUAUUAAAGAAAAGGACAAUAAUAAUCUAUGUAUAAAGAUUGAAGCCUCAACUAAAGAAGCAGGUGAUCUUAGGAAAAAUCUUAAUGAAAAGGAGCAGGAAAACUAUACGGUUAAAAAAGAAUUGGCAGAAGUAAAAUAUAUGUUGCAAGAUGUUACUGAUAAGCUGCACACCAGAUGUGAAGAAUGUAAUAAGUUCAUGGUAAAAGUGGAAGAAUAUGAACAGAAAAUUAAUGAACUUAGUCAAGAACAAACUAGUCAGUAUGAUGCUCAACUACUUAGUGCUACAGGAGAACUAGUACUAGUAAAGGAAGAACUUGAAAGCAGAACUAUAGAAUUGCAAAGAAGGGAUGAAGAACUUUGUCUCAAAGAAGAAGAAAAUCUAAUAUUUAAAACGGUGGUUGAAAACCUGAAGUUAGAAAUAACUCAUUAUGUGUGUGAAGUGGAAUCUAUGACAAAACAGCUCAAUGAAAAAGAAAUAUUAAGCAUUGAUUUACAAGCUUCAGUAAAAGAACUAAAAGAAAAUUAUGAUUCACAAGUAAAGCAAAAUGAAAAAUUGCAAAGUGAUUUGGAAGCUCUUGUGCAAAAACAUGCUUCUCAAGUAGAACAUUUUGAAUCUUAUAUUAAUGAAAUAAUGGGUACUAAAGAGUCAAGCAAAUCAACAUUGCAAAUAGAAUAUGAUGAAAUCCUAGACAAGUUUCAUAAAAAAGAAUUAGAAGUGACUGAGUUAAAAGCUGACCUUUGUUUUCAUUUGCAAGAGUGUCAAACUGAAACUUCAAAUGCUACAGCAGAAGUGGAGCAAUUAAGACAGUCUUGUGGUGAUUAUUCAAAAGAGAUUAGUGUAUUAAAAGAAACUUUAAUUCAAUUAAAUAUACAUAAUAAAGAUCUCAGUGAUACUUUAGAAAAAAAUAAUAUGUUAGAAGAAGAACUUGCCAAAGCAAAUGAAAAGUUAGAAACAUUGGAAAAAGAAGCAAAAGCACUGCAAACAGCUUUAGAAGAGAGCAAACUAAUGCAUAAAUCUGUGCUAUACAGUCAUGAAAAUGAGAAAAUGAAUUUGAAUACAAUCAUAGAGGAAAUGAAAGUGGAACUUGGUUCAGAGAAAUUAAAGGAAAAAUCGGAGACAAGUAAAAAUUAUGAAUUGAUGAAAGAACUUGAUACUCUGAAACUGAAGAUUAAAAAGUUUGAAGAUGAAAUUAAAACACGUACAGAAGCAAUUCAGGAAAAAGACAAAAAGAUAGAACAUUUAAACGUAUCAGACAAUGAAAAUUACGAAGCUGUAGAGAGACUGAAAGAAGUUUGUGUUCAGAAAGAUCACCAGUUGUCAGAAUUGCGAGAAAAGUUGCAUGAGGCUGUGUCUUUUAUGCAAAGAGCACAAGGUGAUGGGGCAUGUGAUAAAGAAGUUUUGCAGGAGAGAAUGGAAACUGUUUCGCAAAUUCCUUUAGAAGGCAGCCACUCAAUUUGCACCGAAGUUGACGAAGAUAGACUGCAACAUGCAAAAGAUGUUAUUGCUGAAAUUGAAACAUUAAAAGGCCAGUUGGAUAAGAAAGACAGUGUUAUAAAUGAGCUACAGAAAAACAAUGCAUCAUUGCUGAAAAUAUUGGACUCAAAGUCAAAGCAUACUGGUGAUAACAGUCACACUGAAUUUCUAAGAAUGGAAAAUGAACUGAAAGGCUUGAAAAUGGAGAAAGAGCAAAUGAUGGACGUAAUGAAUGAGAAGUCAAGAGAAUCAAGUAACCUAAAAAGUGAAGUACAAAGACUUAUGAGCAUAGCUGCAGCUCAGAAAAGUGCACUUGAAAAACUGCAGAAAGACAACCAGGAUCUUUCUCAGAAGACUGCAGAUAAAGCUGGUGCUCAUAUUGAUGAUAUGCAAAAGGAAGUUGUCCAGAAUCUGUCCAGAAUUAUUCGUGACAAGGAAUUAGAGGUUGAAUCAUUGACUCAAAAGAAUGAGACCUUAUUGUCAGUUUUACAAGACUCCUCUAACGAAGGAGGUCAGAUAAAUUCUUUAAUGAAAGAUAAGGAUGAGUUGUCAAAACAGCUCAUAGUAUUACAGGGAGAAAGGGAACAAAUGAUAACAUAUCUGAAUCAAAAGCAUCAAGAAAGUGUUGCCUAUCAUGCAGAGGUCCAGCGAGUAACUUCCCUGAUGAAAUCAGAGGGGGAAAAAAUGGAAAGAUUGAGACAUGAUUAUGAGUCAAUGCUUCCUCAGUUUGAGGACAACAAGCGUACACUUGUGAAAGCUCAGAAUGAGAUGUUGAAUAUGAAACAGAGGUACCAGGAGCUUGAAGUGAAACAUGGACAACUUGUGCAUCAAGAUUCCUGUGAAACAAUAGACAAAUCUAUGUAUGAUGCUAAGGUAAAUGAAAUUGGAAAACUACAAGAGAGGUUCAACGAGAUAAUUGCAAACAUCAAAGAAAAAGAAGCAAAGAUUCAGAACUUGCAUCAGAAGUUAAAUGACAGUGAACAGGCUUUAAGAACUGCAGAGAAUGAGCGAGGCAGUUACAAAAAACAAGUUGACGGCUUUAAUUUCCAGCUACAUGGACUGCAUGUAGAACAAAGUGAGCUGAAAGCCGAGAUAACCCAGUUAAGACAGCACAAGGAAACUUUGUCAACCGAAUGUCAAACCCUGAAGGACCUGAAUCAACGACUGACACUACAAGCAGGGGAUCGUGACUUUGAGAUUCAGAGCUUACAGAAAAAUGUUGCCUCUCUUUCUGCAAUUGUGAACCAACAACAAGGACAACAAGGUCAGCUACAACAUGUGGUGGAAGAGAAUGAAGCAACGAAGACCAAGAUACGUCAGUUGACCCAUGAGAGACAUCAGGCCAUGGUGGCUACUCAACAACAAAGGGAGGAAACUGUGCUUUUACAGAGAGAGAUGCAUGCACUGAAAGACAGGGAGGCCAAAUUGAAUCGGGAGUUGAGUCGACUCAGGGAACAUCUCUUACAGAUUGAAGAUGGUUACACGAAGGAGGCAUUGGCUGCAGAAUGUCGUGAGAAGGAACUGAGGACAAGGCUUGCCAAGGCGGAGGAGCGGGCCCUUACAUCUUCCUCUGCUGUUGAGACGGCUAACCAGCAGGCGCUUCAUCAGUUUGACAGUCUACAGCAGCAGCUGCAGUUCGUGUCGUCUCAGCGUGACCAGGCCUUUCUUCAGAUCUCCAGUCUCCAGGAACAGAACGACCUCCUGUCUUCCUCCAUCACCAACCUGCAGAUCGUUCUAGAACAGUUCCAGCAAGAGAAGGAAAGACUGGUGGCUGAGGAGACAGCCCAAUACAAGAGUCAGGUGACCAGUCUUACAGAACAGCUCAAAAAGGCACAGUCUGACUUGAAAUACACAAAGGACCAGUUGGACGAGGCGUCAGACGGACUCGAGGCAGCAGCGAGGCUCUCAGAGCAACUAGACCGCAAGGAGGAGGCAAUAGAUGCACUCCGAGAAGAGGUGCAAAUUCGGGAGUCUGCUUUGAAGACAUUAGAGGAAGAGUUACGGCACUUGAAAAGUACAAACGAUGACAAAGUGGACAAACUGGUUAUCAAGAACUUGUUCUUGGGUUACUUCACAACUCCACAGAACCAGCGUCAUGAUGUUCUACGUAUGAUAGGGGGAGUUCUUCUCUUUACAGCGGAGGACUUUGAAAAGAUUGAGGAUGUGAACAAGUCCGGGUGGGUGCCAGGCUUCCUCAAGUUUGGUGGUGGUCCCCAGAAGCAUGCCUCCCCUCCCAGCACACCAGCCAGACGGUCUACCAUCAGUACACCAGGGACCAGGCCUGCUGACACGUCAUUCUCCCAGAUGUUUGUCAAGUUCCUGGAGCGCGAGUCCUCGCCACCACCUCCCGCCGUACGUAUGCCCGCUGAAGAAAUGGUGAGGGACGUUCAACAGAAACAGAAAGACCAGCACAAGCCACCCUACAACCCUUUCACUGCCCCUCGACACACUGCCGAUGCAAACCCCUCGUCGAUGACCCAAACGACCUCGACCUACAACCCGUUUACCACCACACGCCCCACAAGCAGUGCGGGCCAAUCGACUAACCAGAUGAGCUCCCAGAAUUCUCAUCUGCUCAUGGGGUCAGUGGGCUCAGUUCCUCAGACCAUACCAACCUUUGUCGCAACCUCUGAAAGGUCAAGGUCUCCCACAGGGUCAGGUCGCAACACACCCUCGGCUUAUACGACCUCCAGUGCUAUACUGAAAGAUGUCCUUAAUAGAUAGCAGUAGAUGGGACUGACUUUAUCGACAAAUAUGUUUAUGACAAAAUUUACACAACUUAAUAGUUUAUUUAUAACAAACAUAUUUCUAGGAUCAUCUUAACUCUUCAAAUCAUGUGUGUUUUGCUUGCCUUAUGAUUUUAAGUUUUAUAAAUUAAUAACUUAUUAAAAUGGUAGAUUGGAAUUUGCAAAAAUGUGUAAUGGGUACUAAGGGUUAACAAAAACAAUUUGCAAGCUUAUCCCUUAAAUGAUUAUAAAUGCAUGUUUCAAUUCAAAGUAAAUUUUAAGCAAUUUAUUUGUUAAUGUUGUUAUAAAAACUCAUGUCUGAUGUUGUUGAUUUAGUAAUAUGCGAUACUACCUUUUGGCAUUCGAAGCCUUAUAUGGAAAUAAAACUUCUGAAAUAAAGCAUUCCUAUAUUUAGAGAAACUAUUGUUGUGUAUUUAUUUAUAUAUUUCAAAUUCAUGAACAUGUUAAUAACAUAUAAGUCAUGCAUUGUGUUGUGAAAUCUUAUUUUGCAUAAUUACUGGUUAAAAGUUAUUGUUAUCAGCUUAGGCUGGACUAAAGUUUGUUUUCGUAUUUGCUCGUGUAUUGUUUAAAAAAUCGUUCACUAUUACACAUUACAGACAUGUAUGUUCUAAGUUUUGAGUUUUGUGUUCAUGUAACUAAUUGAAUUGAUGUAAUAACUUCUGUAUAAGAAUCAUUACGUAAUAGUUUUAUAUGUUGCAUAUUAAAGCGAUUUCAUUUAAAGUGUAAAUGUAUGUCAAUAAAUAUAUAAUCCUGUAUAUUAUAUAUAUCUUUAUUACUCCGCUAACAAAGUUUCGGAGGGGGUAUAUUUGGAGUUGCUCAUUUGGUCGGUCAGCCCUCAUAAGUUGUAAGUUUGUUGAGCAAAAUACUUCUUCAUUUCGUAAGAGAUUGAAUUUAAACAUAAGUCUUAUCCAUGAAGAUUGAUACCCAAUGAUCCACUUUCCUGAGUUGUCUGCCCUUGAACUUUGCCAUUUUUAUGGCAUAUGUGUAAAAUAUUUAAUAUUGCGAAGCCAACUUCCUCCACAUUUCUCAAACAAUUUUAUUGAAACUUGAAAUUUGUCAUCACCAUCAAGUGUUGAUAUUCCAGACAAAAAUUCCACAUUUAGUGAUACACGUGUUCCUGAAUUAUUUGCCCCGUAACUUAGCCAUUGGCAAUGCUGCUAUUCCUGUGACAAAGCAUUGCGAAGGCAUUUUUAGUCACUUUGUUAUAAAGCUCUAGUUUAACUAGAAUUGUGCUUGUCUUUAGUGUGAGCUCAUGGCUUUCAUCAGUUAAACAUAUCUGAUUUUUAGCGAGGCUUUUUUCGGAGAAAACCCGAGCUAUUGUCAUAGCCAGCUCGGCGUCCGCCGUCCAACGUAGGCGUCGUGCUAAAAUCUUAACAUUGGCCAUAACUUUUUAAAUAUUGAAGAUAGCACCUUGAUAUUUGGCAUGCAUGUGUAUCUCAUGGAGCUGCACAUUUUGAGUGGUAAAAUUUCAAGGUAAACAUCAUCCUUCAAGGUCUAGGGUCGAAAAAACAAAAUCAAGGGAAGUAAUAAGCUUUAAAUGGACAUAGUUAUCUGACCUUCCCACGUAUAUAUUUUUGUUAAAUCAAUCAAAGCGGCGCAGUAGGCGGCAUUGUGUUUCUGACAAACACAUUGUGGUAAAAGGUCAAGGUCAUCCUUUACAGUCUACGGUAAAAAAUACAAAUUUAAGGGAAGUUAUAAGCUUUUAAGGGAGAUAAUUAUUCAAUAUUGAUCAUAGCCACUUUAUAUAUUUGGCAAGCAUGUGUACCUCAUGGAGCUGCACAUUUUGAGUGGUGAAUCUACAGUCAUGGUAGUGGCUUUUAAUUAUUUGCUACAAAAAAUAGAGAUUUGUUACAGACAAUUAUUUUAAAAGGAAGUAAUUUAUAUAAUUAUAAAUCUCAUAUAUUUCCUUACCAAGAAUUGAAGUUCUUUUCACAGUUACUGUACAGAUUUAUUAUUUAGAUUAUUUAUAACCCAAAUAAUUGAUAUGUCAAGGUUUUUUAAAAUGAUAUUAUUAUCAUUGAUUUGAUGUUCAUUACAUACCUGUGGACUUAUGUCCAUAGAUACAUGAUCAACUCUGGCUAUGAUCUCUUUUAAAUCACAGGCACAUGGUCAUAAUUGACUGUGAGACCCCGCCCCCUCCCCUGGUUGGAUUGGACAAAAUUCAAGGGAAGUAAUAACCUUUAAAGGGAGAUGAUUUCUAUACCUGCCAAAUGAUAAAUAUAAAUUUUAUUUCAAUGCGGUGCAGUAAUGGGCAUUGUGUUUCUUACAAACACAUCUCUUGUUGGGUCACUAGGUCAAAGCACUGUGACCUCUAAAAAAAAAAAUCUGACAAGCUUUCGCAGCCGAGCGUGGCACCCGUUAUGCGGUUCUCUUGUUGACAUUUUAUUUUCUUCAUUGAAAUGUUUACUUUCCCACAUUGAAAUGUAUAGUUUCUUAAACUGAGAUUAAGGGAUAUUAAUAAAAUGGUAUGGAAAGGAGAA
Dreissena polymorpha is the source of this 10079-nucleotide messenger RNA. RefSeq names its product thyroid receptor-interacting protein 11-like. Lineage: Eukaryota; Metazoa; Mollusca; Bivalvia; Myida; Dreissenidae. The record is from RefSeq and is a predicted model, not a curated record. Gene Ontology annotation, molecular function: small GTPase binding. The coding region runs from base 167 to 7576 and encodes 2469 amino acids. Gene Ontology annotation, cellular component: Golgi apparatus. Gene Ontology annotation, biological process: Golgi organization; endoplasmic reticulum to Golgi vesicle-mediated transport. The transcript is spliced from 27 exons.